Opisthorchis viverrini is the source of this 321-nucleotide messenger RNA. RefSeq lists its product as hypothetical. The transcript has a single exon. Bases 1 to 321 code for a protein of 106 amino acids. The record is from RefSeq and is a predicted model, not a curated record. Lineage: Eukaryota; Metazoa; Platyhelminthes; Trematoda; Opisthorchiida; Opisthorchiidae.
AUGAAAUGUCAAGUAAAUGUGACUCACAACCAUCGUCCGACCAACUAUGGAGUUGGGGCCGCUGAGAGAAAUGACUUUGUCGGUGAAUACGUGUUGGGCAACACCUUGGGCAUUGGCUUCGACAUUACCAAGAUCGCCGACAUGACGAACCGGAUCCUCCGGUGCACCAUGGUCUACUCCGGUCGGGUUGAAGUGGGGUCCGGCAGACACACAACCAUUUGUCGUGUCGCCAAACACAUGGACGUGAAAACCAUGUUUGCCGGGUGUGAGGCCCGUGAUGUGAACAUCGACCGUGACAGGUCCGUUUUCAACCUAGUUUGA